Molecule: messenger RNA, 655 nt
Organism: Lathyrus oleraceus (garden pea)
Lineage: Eukaryota; Viridiplantae; Streptophyta; Magnoliopsida; Fabales; Fabaceae
Exons: 2
Coding region: 137-517 (126 amino acids)
Source: RefSeq, a predicted model, not a curated record
ACUUGUUCUACACUCUCUAAGUAUUUAAAUAUCACACACCUACUUUAGUUUCCCACAACCAACAACAGAAUCAUUCUCAUUUCAUUUCCUUGCAACUCUUUCAUAUCCCACAACACCAACAUUAAAGUCUUAAGCAAUGGAUGACCAAGAUCUUUCACCACCUCAAGUAGACACAUCUCGACCGUCCAUAUGUUUUCCACUCGGGACUGGCCUUCUCUUGUUCAUCAUCUUCAUCUUGAGUGGUAUCUUCUCAUGUUGCUACCACUGGGAAAAGUUUCGUUCACUUCAUCGACCUCUCUCAGAUCUUGAAGCUGCACAAGCACACACUCACACUCGAUCGCAACCCUUCAAAUUUAUAUCUCAUUCCUCGGAAAUGGAGAUCGAAGAGAAGGAGAAGAGCGUGACGGUGUUGAUGCCGGGAGAUGAAGUGCCCAAGUUUAUAGCUAUGCCUUGUCCAUGUCAGCCGUCACGACUAGAAGAGAUUGUUGUGGAGAAGCCGCCAUCUAAACAACCGUAACAACCACCGUAGUAUGUUAAACUUUAAUUAUUGUUCAUUAAUUAUCAACUGUGUAGAUAUGAAUAUGCAUUGUACUAGUCUUGUAUAUCCUUUGAAUUGGCAUGUUUGGUUGAAGUUAUAAAAGCUUACAUUUUGUUA